AUGCUCAGCGACCACGAGAUCGAACGAGCCGCGAGCCAACUCGCCGACUACCGCAGCAAUGAUGCCCUCUCAGAGAUACUGGACAAGUAUUCGGCCUUGAUUCAGGACUGCAGGCGCCUGAAGAGCGACUACGAGGAGGAACGGGACGCCAGAGAAAAAUACAAGCAGUUGGCGAGGGGCCAGGAGCGCAAUCCAUUCGUGCUCGUACUAGUCGAUGGCGAUGGCUACAUUUUUCACGAUAGCCUACUUGGCAAGGGCUCCGAUGGCGGCAAAAAUGCUGCACAGCUGCUUAAUGAAGCUGUAAAGGCCAGUCUUCAAAGCAAGGGCCUAGAGCAUUGCCAAGUAAUGGCGCGCAUUUACGCCAAUGUCGCUGGCUUAUCCAAGGCGCUCUCCAAAGCCGGUCUAGCCGGAAGUAAUAGGCGCUCCUUGGCCCCGUUCAUCGCCAGCUUCAACAGAUCAUACGGCCUCGCCGAGUUUAUUGAUGCCGGCGAGUUGAAGGAGAGUGCCGACUUUAAGCUGCGUGCUCUACUGCAUCUUUAUGCCGAGAACACUCAGUGUAAGCACAUUUACUUUGCGGCUUGCCAUGAUGCUGGAUACAUCUCCGACUUGACGCCAUACUUAGGAAAUCACGCGAGGUUCACCUUGAUCAAUACCACGGGCAUUAGGUUCUAUAACGAAUUCAACAAGCUUGGCAUGGGAAUCGAGGAGCUCCCUGGUGUGUUUCGGUCGACGCCACUGCUUAAAGACGCGGCUGCCCCUCAUCGGCCUACCCAUUCUGCCUUCGGAACCGCAAAGGCUGUCACAGGACUCACAGCAUCGUCGUCAGCAAAUCAAGCCCCCGUCAUAACGGCCAUGGACGGGCAGAGGACCGAUUGCCGAAUGUAUCCAUAUGGAAAAUUCAAGUACGGCAAAGCUUACAAGAAUCUUCACCUCGAAGACCCCGCAAAUACCUUUUCAACGUGGAGGUCGUCAAGUCAUGACCCUCAGUCGGAUGCAACUGGCUCCCUGCAAGAACCCGGAAGCAGACCAACGCCAUUGUUAAACAUACGCCAAGCUGCGGAUGCUUUCCUCGACAACCUUGAAUUGCCCCAGGACAACAUACUCGAAGGCUACGUCGCAGUCAACAGGAGCAAUUUCCGUCUCGAUCCCUACAUACCGCCUUCUAGCCCCGAGACGAUCGGUCGAUUCAAGUCACGCAUAAACAAGCGGCGGAUUUGCAACAGGUUCCAUCUGAGUGGGUUCUGCGAGGCCGGUGACCGUUGCGAAUACGACCACAGCGUGAUUGAUGCCGAGUUUAAGCGAGUACUCCAGUCGCUCGCCCGCUCAAUGCCAUGCCCGAAGCGUGAGCCUCCUGCAGGCUACCCUCUCGCUCACACGCUGAAGAUUUAG
Molecule: messenger RNA, 1389 nt
Organism: Hirsutella rhossiliensis
Lineage: Eukaryota; Fungi; Ascomycota; Sordariomycetes; Hypocreales; Ophiocordycipitaceae
Product: zinc finger c-x8-C-x5-C-x3-H type (and similar) domain-containing protein
Exons: 2
Coding region: 1-1389 (462 amino acids)
Molecular function (GO): metal ion binding
Source: RefSeq, a predicted model, not a curated record